CGCAGAGAAGAGAAGUGGCCCGGCUGGCGUUGUUACUGUGCGUUGAAACACUUAUUCUGACCAGCUGAGAUUGCUCGCUGAACGUUGUGCCUCCGUUUGAACCUGCUUUGGUAUAGAUACAUUCCGCGUAGGUGGCAAGUUUUUCCUAGACUUUGAUGGCAUCAAAAAGAAUUCAAAAGGAGUUGCAGGACUUGCAAAGAGACCCUCCUACAUCAUGCUCAGCAGGACCUGCUGGAGAUGACCUAUUCCACUGGCAGGCCACUAUCAUGGGACCUGGUGACAGUCCAUACUCAGGCGGUGUCUUCUUCGUCAUGAUUCACUUCCCUCCUGACUACCCAUUCAAGCCUCCCAAGGUGCAGUUCCAGACAAAGGUGUACCACCCCAACGUCAACAGCCAAGGAAGCAUCUGCCUGGACAUCCUGAAGGAGCAGUGGAGUCCGGCGCUCACGAUCUCAAAGGUCCUGCUGUCCAUCUGCUCGUUGCUGACAGACCCCAACCCGGACGACCCGCUGGUCCCUGAAAUUGCACACAUCUACAAGACAGACAGGCAGCGAUAUGAGGAGACAGCCAGGGAGUGGACGAGGAAAUAUGCGAUGGGAUAACACCGCUGAGCUCCCUUGUACGCGGGUGGAUGGGGACUGCUCUAGCAUCUGGUGCAAAUGGUGCAGAGCAGACUUGAGCUGUGGGUCAAGCAGGCCAGUAUUGAUGGGCCAGAAGCUGCCUGUGGCAGGCUUUGCCCACAUAGCAGCAAUGUCUGAUGCCACGAGACUGAAGGAGACACAAGCUGUGGAAACGUGCUUGUUGAGGAUGAUGGUGCUCUUGAAUCCUUCAAUCAACUUUGAAAGCAGUGUGAAGUGCUCUGCAGCCAGGCUGUUCACUUCCGUGGCAUUGGUCUCUAGGUGCUACCAGCCCAAAAAUGGACAAAUGGCAUGCACAUCUCUGUAAUCCGCAACAUUUUGCUG
Messenger RNA from Coccomyxa subellipsoidea C-169, 962 nucleotides. RefSeq names its product ubiquitin conjugating enzyme. Gene Ontology annotation, cellular component: nucleus. NCBI's taxonomy places the organism in Eukaryota, Viridiplantae, Chlorophyta, Trebouxiophyceae, Coccomyxaceae. The coding region runs from base 156 to 602 and encodes 148 amino acids. The record is from RefSeq and is a predicted model, not a curated record. Gene Ontology annotation, biological process: protein polyubiquitination. The transcript is spliced from 4 exons. Gene Ontology annotation, molecular function: ubiquitin conjugating enzyme activity.